CACAACCUAGUCAUUUAGGGAAUGAAAAAAAUUAAUUGGAGUUUGUUAAUAACUUAAAAGAAGUUCCCCGAAAAAUAAUGUAAAAAUGGCCUACAUAUGCGUAGUGUUUUUAAGGAAAGAAAAAAACCAUUCAAUGCUAAUUAUCGCUUCUGUUAAUAAUCUUUGAAAAAAAUUAAUUUGUUUAGCUUAGUUGUUGCUUCUGCACACCGUAUAAUGAUAAUGAUGAUGAUGAUGAUGAUAAUGAUGAUAAUGAUGCUGAUGAUCACAUCAUUUAAAAACAAAACGCAAGUGAAUUUAAAUAUCAAGUUGGCCUUACGUCCAAGAUUUGCGAAUACGAGCUACGAAUAAGUAUAAGCUGCAGUGACUACAUGCAGUCAACCAACUGACUUAGUUCACUAAUCUGUGUUGCUUGUACUGGUUUAAAGUAAAAAAAAUGCAAAAAAAAAUUUUCAAUCUUGGCUUAAGCGCUCGUUUUCAUGAUGAUAUCUAGACGAAAAAUUAUAUCACGCUCCCUGGAUAAUUUAGAUGUCAUAGGCACUCAUGCCGAAGAGGAAGAAGACGUUUGGUAUGAUAAAGAAAAAUUAUUUCGUGAUCACUUAAACGAGGUGCUAGCUAAAUGGGAACAAAUCGAUGAUGAGAUUUGGGCUAAAAUCAUUAUAUUCGAAAAAAAUCGUCGGGUAGCCAAAGCUUACGCACGUUCAUCUGUGAUUUCAAUAAACGGUUCGAAACACGGCUUCGACGGUGUACGCAUCGGUUUAAAUGGUUUUGACAACCCAAUGCGAGAUUCCGAAACAAAAGUGAUUAAGAAAUCAAUAGGAGAUGGUUUCAAAAUUAAAAUGGACGAUAUCGGUAAUAUAUAUGUUAAGCGUUAUGGUAAAAGCGCAGUCUAUAUUCAUAACACAAGUAACAGCAGCGAAGAAUCUGUCGUAGGUGCGGAUAUUUUACAAAUUCCAAAUAUGACUUUAACGGCAGGAACAUCAGCCAAGCUUUUUGAUAUGCGUAAAUUCACAACAAACAUAAAUCGAGAAUAUGGUCGCAUUUAUCCAGAAUCGAAGCGUUUAGAACGUCAAUGCUUAUCUGCCAUUUCACUGGUCAAAACUAAUAAUAAUCUAAUCAAUUGCCCCCUGUGGAUACUGGUCAUAAAUGUCGUUGCCAUGGAUAUGUUAAAAAAUCGUUUGCAAACAUUGUCGAAAACUGUGGAUGCCAGUGCUGGACGUUUAUCCCACACUCAAACAACCACGUCGGGUAGUGAGGAUCCAUAUUCGACUAUAGAAAGUCAAGUUGGCUUAAUUUAUCCCACAACUGCCGCCUCCGACGAAUCAAACAAUUCGAAUAGUUAUAGCAGCAGUAAAGGCAAACGUCACAGUUCUUAUAAUAUGGGCAGCUACAUCGAUGAAAAUCUUUACAAGUCAAAUACUGAUUAUGAUAUUUACAAUCAAAGCGUCCCUAUUAUGUCGCAAAGGUCAAGUAAAACGGCUCAGCAACGUAAGAAACAAGAUGAUCCCUAUUAUUGCGGUCUGUUGGCUCGUAUACCGAAUUUUAUAAAAACGUCAAAUAAACCGAUGCCUGCAAAGCCUAGUAAAAAGGAGGCUAAAUUAGCGCGCAAGAUAUCGGCUUCGCAGCAACAAUUAUUGCAUUUACAACAACAGCAACAACAAUCGAUGGGCCAACCCAUACCAUUGGCGACUUUUCAUCAGCAAUUUUUGCCAGCCCAAAAUUAUUAUCCUUAUAAAUUGUAUGCGCAACAUCAUCAUCGUCUAUCGCAGUCACAAUUAUCACUAUGGGAUGCACGCAGCUUAAUAAGUACGCAAGAAUAAUAUAAGGAAAUUUUCAUGAAAAUGCCAAGCAGAGAUUCCUCUAAAAUAUAUUUUCGGAAUAUACUUAAAUAUUUUUGGAGUCGAGCAUCUACCUACCGCUGCCAUAUUCUUCUAAUAUGUCGAACUAAUCUUAUGUCCAUGCAAUCGUCUAAUCCUUUGCGACGACGGCGACAACGGUCAUCGCAUUACGAAAAUUGAAAAAAGAUCCCCUAGGUAGAUCACUCGAUGAUACUAGCAUUUGAUCGUUGUGAUUAAGAAAAAAGUUUUUUUUUGCAAUAUUUAUAAUUGUUAUCCUAAUUCAUUUGAA
Messenger RNA from Glossina fuscipes, 2124 nucleotides. RefSeq lists its product as uncharacterized. The transcript is spliced from 6 exons. The record is from RefSeq and is a predicted model, not a curated record. The coding region runs from base 477 to 1817 and encodes 446 amino acids. Lineage: Eukaryota; Metazoa; Arthropoda; Insecta; Diptera; Glossinidae. Gene Ontology annotation, molecular function: protein binding. Gene Ontology annotation, biological process: regulation of DNA-templated transcription.